Messenger RNA from Ceratina calcarata, 1426 nucleotides. Its product is annotated as DNA polymerase beta. The record is from RefSeq and is a predicted model, not a curated record. The transcript has 6 exons. Gene Ontology annotation, cellular component: nucleus. The coding region runs from base 275 to 1279 and encodes 334 amino acids. Gene Ontology annotation, biological process: double-strand break repair via nonhomologous end joining; base-excision repair. Gene Ontology annotation, molecular function: DNA-directed DNA polymerase activity; DNA binding. Lineage: Eukaryota; Metazoa; Arthropoda; Insecta; Hymenoptera; Apidae.
CCUAACCUAUUCUAGGGUAUAACAGACGGACCCAACCUCGCGUUACCGUUCUAAGAAAAUUCCUAGACGAACAUUUAGACUUUUGGAUUUACAAUCUUUUUUUUAUUAAAUCAACGUCCACGGGAUUUGAAAUGAUAAUAAAAUUCUGCCGAUCGAUCGCCCGCUUACACGACACGCAGUGUCCAACUCCCGUCUCCCGAUUCGUUCCGCAUCGCUUCUAUGGGAAUUGAUCUUGUUUACCUCGAGAGAACCUCGGAUCAAUUUACUUUCUGUAAUGGGAAAACGAAAGGCCAACGAUAACGCGGGCAAUCCUAAUCAGGAUCUCUGCGAUUUUCUACAAGAGUUAGCACAGUACGAGCGGAACGUCAGUAAGAACGUGUUCAAGUACAAUGCUUAUCGAAAGGCAGCGGCCACCCUGAGCGGCUUGCCAGAGAGAGUCAAGAGCGGCGAGGAGGCGAGGAAGCUGCCGGGCAUUGGGGAGAAGAUCGCCAAGAAAAUCGAAGAAUUUCUCACCACCGGGAAGUUGCGCAAGUUGGAAGAUAUUAACAAAGACGACACGAACGUCGCGAUUAAUCUGCUGACCCGAGUGUCUGGUAUCGGUCCAGCGAAGGCGAAGGAAUUGGUAGACGCUGGGAUCAAGACUUUGGAACAAUUGAAAGAACCCCGGGCGAAGCUUAAUCAUCAUCAAAAGAUUGGUCUCAAGUACUUCGAUGAUUUCGAGAAGAGAAUCCCCCGGAAGGAGAUUCAGGAGAUCGAGAGAGUCAUGAAGAAUGCCAUUCAGGAUUUAGACGAGGAGUACAUCGUAACUAUCUGUGGAAGUUACAGACGUGAGAAAGAGGAGAGCGGAGACAUCGACGCUCUGUUAACGCAUCCGAUGUACACGUCGAACGGUUCUAAGAACAACGUUGCUUCGUUGAAAAAUAUAGUCGAUUAUUUAGAAAAGAAGAAACUGAUCGUCGACACGAUUUCUCUUGGUCGAACGAAAUUCAUGGGAGUCUGUCAACUCCCAGGGAGCAAAGAUAAACCGUUUAGAAGACUGGAUAUUAGAUUAGUGUUCCACGAUCAGUAUUAUUGUGCCGUACUUUAUUUCACUGGCAGCGAUCUUUUUAACAAGGAGAUGAGAGCUCACGCUCUGGCAAUGAAGUAUACUUUAAACGAAUACGCGUUGAAACGCCUUACGCCGGAAGGAACUCCGGGAGAGGCAGAAGAGAUCACGUGCGAGGAGGAUAUAUUCCGAAUUCUGAAACUACCGUACAAGGAACCAAAGGACCGAAAGUAGAACGAGUACAGAAGAAAAUACAUUUAUUUAUUAUUACAUUUAUUAGAACUACAGUGUAACGCUUAAAUUAAAAUUAAAUCCAGGGGAUUCUUCACAUAGUAUCAGUUAACAGAGGUCUUCAAAUAAAAUGAUUCCGUUUCUUCGUGA